UAGAGCACAUGCUGAGUCAUGACGAGUCAUGAUAGAGCACAUGCUGAGGUGUACCUGUCCUGUGGGAUUAACUACCGGAGAUUAAUCUCAGAGGAGUUUGUCUCAAGAGUCAAAUGAGAGUCUCAAGUGGAAAUCUUUGUGCGGAUUCAAACAGUGUUCAAGUGGGAGGCAGGGAGGAUCUGGGAGGCCUCGUUCCCUGAAAAAUGCUUGGGUCUGUAGCUGGGCCAGGAUGUUACCCAUUCUGGAGAAGCCAAAGGAUUCUGGAGGCAGAGGUACAAUCAGAUCAGCUGUGAACAGCUUACAUAGCAAAUCUAAUAGAGCUGAAGUUGUAAUAAAUGGUUCCUCGUCGCCAGCUGUUGUUGACAGAAGUAACGAAAGCAUUAAGCACAACAUCCAGCCCGCCUCGGCCAAGUGGAGGCACAACCAGACGCUGUCUCUAAGGAUCAGGAAGCAGAUCUUGAAGUUCUUGGACGCUGAAAAGGACAUUUCUGUCCUCAAGGGGACCCUGAAGCCCGGAGACAUUAUUCAUUACAUCUUCGACCGUGACAGCACAAUGAACGUGUCCCAGAACCUCUACGAUCUGCUCCCCAGAACGUCUCCACUGAAGAACAAGCACUUCCAGACUUGUGCCAUCGUGGGCAACUCGGGGGUCUUGCUGAACAGCGGCUGCGGGCAGGAGAUUGACACACACAGCUUUGUCAUAAGGUGCAACCUGGCCCCCGUACAGGAAUAUGCCCGGGAUGUGGGGCUCAAGACAGACCUGGUGACCAUGAACCCCUCCGUCAUCCAACGGGCCUUUGAGGACUUGGUCAACGCCACUUGGCGGGAGAAGUUGCUGCAGCGACUGCACAGUCUCAACGGCAGCAUCCUGUGGAUUCCCGCCUUCAUGGCCAGGGGCGGCAAGGAGCGCGUUGAGUGGGUCAACGAGCUCAUCCUGAAGCACCGCGUCAACGUGCGAACUGCAUACCCCUCUCUGCGCCUGCUGCACGCCGUCCGCGGAUACUGGCUGACCAACAAAGUCCACAUCAAAAGACCCACCACCGGUCUCUUGAUGUACACCCUGGCCACACGUUUCUGCAACCAGAUCUACCUCUAUGGCUUCUGGCCCUUUCCACUAGAUCAGAACCAGAACCCCGUCAAGUACCACUAUUACGACAGCCUCAAGUACGGCUACACCUCCCAGGCCAGCCCCCACACCAUGCCUUUGGAGUUCAAGGCCCUCAAGAGCCUGCAUGAGCAGGGGGCUUUGAAACUGACUGUUGGCCAGUGUGACGGGGCCACGUAAGCUGGGCACCUCGUGGGACUCAGUGGCUCACAUUUCCUGCCAGCUACACCACAGGCAGAUGGGAGUCGGGGUGGUACAAAUUAUACAACAAGCAGGCUAGUGGUUUUCUUUGUUCAAGUGUAAAACAGUGACCAGAAUAUAUAUAUCUAUACCUGCAUAUAUAUAUUGACCUGAGUAUUUAUAACUGUGUGGUGUUCAUCUAGCAUUAGGCAGAUAAGCCACAGGAAGAAGGUGUGGAGAACCCACCCAAACCAGAUGGAGACUCGGUCCAUCUUUAAGGGCAGAAGGACUUGACAUGAAAAAGAAGCCAGUCCCAUGACUUUGGAUGACAAACUGCUUCCUGGAUUGGAGAGAUCUUUGGGCUCAUGGAUGGAUGGAGAGCCACCUGUUGGCAGCUGCCCCAAGCCUCCGAGAUAUGUGGAUCCUGGGUGAGCCAAGACCCAGAAGGGACAUCUUGACCCAAGUCUAAAAUGGUGCUGUUCAGAGAGGAGAAGGAGGUUGAGGGGUCCAGCCUGGCAGAGGAGUAUAGGGACACUGGGAAGCAGAGGCCGCUUCAGAGCCGUGGGCCUUGUUCCACAAACUUGGAGUUUAACUCUCCCAGGGAUGAUCCCCGGUGGACCCACCUGUCCCAGCCAGGCUUCCACAGCUGUGGAGGGAAGGCUAGAGAAAAAACUAUGGUCAGUGCAUAUUCUGGCUUUGCAAGAACCACCGAGGACCUGGACAGAGCAGGCAGAUGACACUAAAGAGCCUUGCGUUUUUCAAAAUUUGAGACCUCCUGCUCAGGGGAGCACUCCACCCCACAGUAAGGCAGAAGCGUGUCCAGAAUGUGGUGGUUUGGCGGGUGUUCUUUAAAGCAACUAGAGUCCACCAAGGAGCAAGGGGCCCUGGGAUUCCACCCUCUGGGUUAGCCCCCUUCCUGCUCUGUUAGAAUGUCACUGGAGGGACCGGACUGUCCCCUUCUGCCACCGGGGAAGCCAUGGCAAAAGCUUGAAAGGGCACCAUCAAGAUAAAUGUCACCCUUUUUAAAAUAGACAUGAUUGCCUUUCUGGGUGCCUCACAGAGCCCCAGAGCGUGAGACCUGAAAAAAUGUUAAGCACCCAGCUUCAUUUCUCUGUAACUGCUCUGUUUGCUUUCUGCAUCAUGCACUCGGGGGGCCUGUGCAGCCAGACUGCCUGUGUCAAUGUCACUUCCUUAUCAUCUUCCUAUCCUGAUGGUCACAUUAGCCGGCGCUGAGCUCCAACACUGAGGCUUUCAAGUCUGCAGGGAGCGGUUCCAAUGUCCACCUCGACCCCCACCGGCCCACCCUCCCCCACGGAGGCAGUGAUUUUAGAAUUUCACGAAGAUCCUUCUUGCCCCCUAUUAAGAUUAAUAGUUAAGACUUUUUUUUUUUUUUUUUUAACCCAAAGCCAAAUGCAGUAUCCAAAUACUGGACACAAUCUCCCUGGGGAAAUCUGGGCUCCAUGCCAAUCACUUAGGGGCUAGAAUCAGAGGUCACAUAUAGACAAGCAUCAGCCGGCCUGAUUAGUUAGAUGUAUUCCCUCACCUGAUAAAUAACAGUGUUUUCAAACAUAUUUGAAAGAUAAGUAAAAAACCAUUAUCUUGAAGGUGAAGGGAGUUAAGAAAAGUAACCCAGAUCUGCUCCCAAGCGCAUGAGACCGGACAUGAUUAAUCAGCGGCAAUUCAGAAUAGGACGUUGGCUCUAAAUUCAUGACUGAGGGGAAGAAGAGGCUGUGGGAAGGGUACGCAGAACCAUCAACCCCCACACGUGGAUACCCCAGCUCCAAACCGCGACUACGAUUGCCACCCUGCAUCUCUGUGUUUCUUCCCUUGUUG
Molecule: messenger RNA, 3118 nt
Organism: Panthera uncia (snow leopard)
Lineage: Eukaryota; Metazoa; Chordata; Mammalia; Carnivora; Felidae
Gene: ST8SIA2
Product: ST8 alpha-N-acetyl-neuraminide alpha-2,8-sialyltransferase 2
Exons: 6
Coding region: 230-1285 (351 amino acids)
Biological process (GO): oligosaccharide metabolic process; N-glycan processing
Molecular function (GO): alpha-N-acetylneuraminate alpha-2,8-sialyltransferase activity
Source: RefSeq, a predicted model, not a curated record